Messenger RNA from Aureobasidium melanogenum CBS 110374, 408 nucleotides. RefSeq lists its product as uncharacterized. Lineage: Eukaryota; Fungi; Ascomycota; Dothideomycetes; Dothideales; Saccotheciaceae. The transcript is spliced from 2 exons. The record is from RefSeq and is a predicted model, not a curated record. Gene Ontology annotation, molecular function: DNA binding. The annotation marks the transcript as partial.
AUGCUCAGCAAGAGAGAACGCCUUGAGCUGGCUGAGCAACACCGCCGCUUCAAGAUCUAUCCCAACGGCAGUGGCGAGGAAAAUCUGAUCCGUGACUUUGUCCGUCACAUUCCUUACAACAGCGAGAAGAAGGCAUUCUCCGACAAGACUGGUCGAGAGGCAUUCGAGUUGUUUCAGUAUACGUUCAGCCUGCCCCACGAGCCCAACAAGACCUACACAGUCAUGUGGGACUAUCAAAUCGGCCUUGUCAGAAUCACGCCUUUCUUCAAGGCAUGCAACUACCCCAAGACCCAACCCAACAAGGUUCUCAGCCUCAACAGUGGCCUACGAGAACUCUCGUUCAGCAUUACUGGCGGUGCCAUCGCAGCUCAAGGCUACUGGAUGCCGUAUGGAUGCGCCCGUGCUGUC